Messenger RNA from Triplophysa dalaica, 2957 nucleotides. It is a transcript of the gene hmgcs1, whose product is annotated as 3-hydroxy-3-methylglutaryl-CoA synthase 1 (soluble). Gene Ontology annotation, biological process: acetyl-CoA metabolic process. Gene Ontology annotation, molecular function: hydroxymethylglutaryl-CoA synthase activity. The coding region runs from base 149 to 1729 and encodes 526 amino acids. Lineage: Eukaryota; Metazoa; Chordata; Actinopteri; Cypriniformes; Nemacheilidae. The record is from RefSeq and is a predicted model, not a curated record. The transcript is spliced from 10 exons.
UGCGUCGUGACGUGUGUGAUCUGACGCAAUGCUCUGCUCUGUAGCGGAAGGCGGUCCGUUCCGUUGUAGUGCUCGGGCAACAAACUCCUCAAAGCUCUGACCUUAUGAUAUCUGAGGACAGCACGGCUCUCUGUCUCUGACCCUCUUUAUGAUCGUAAGUUCAAUAAGGAUGCCCGGAUCACUACCUGCAAGUUGUGAGGCCACGUGGCCUAAAGAUGUGGGAAUCAUCGCCUUGGAUGUGUACAUGCCUUCGCAGUACGUGGACCAAGCGGAGCUGGAGGAGUUCGAUGGAGUCGGAGCCGGCAAAUACACGGUGGGCCUGGGACAGUCACGGAUGGGUUUCUGCACGGACCGCGAGGACAUUAACUCUCUGUGCCUGACGGUCGUGCAGCAGCUGAUGGAGAGAAACGGCCUGUCGUACGACAGCGUGGGAAGACUGGAGGUGGGCACGGAGACCAUCAUUGACAAGUCCAAGUCUGUGAAGACAGUCCUGAUGCAGCUGUUUGAAGAAUCGGGUAACACGGACGUGGAGGGAGUGGACACCACUAACGCGUGCUACGGGGGUACCGCCGCUCUCUUCAACGCCGUUAACUGGGUGGAGUCUAGCUCCUGGGACGGUCGCUACGCUCUGGUGGUUGCCGGUGAUAUUGCUGUCUAUGCCACGGGCAGCGCCAGGCCUACAGGGGGCGCUGGAGCCGUGGCCAUGUUAGUGGGACCAAACGCCCCUCUGGCCUUUGAAAGAGGACUUCGUGGGACGCACAUGCAGCACGCGUAUGAUUUUUAUAAGCCAGAUAUGGUGUCCGAGUAUCCGGUGGUGGACGGCAAGCUGUCCAUUCAGUGUUAUCUGGGUGCAUUAGACCGCUGCUAUUCUGUCUACAGGAACAAGAUUCAUGCCCAGUGGCAAAGAGAGGGUCUUGAAACGCGUUUUUGUCUCGAGGACUUUGGCUUCAUGCUGUUUCACUCGCCUUACUGCAAACUGGUCCAGAAGUCUUUGGCUCGUCUGGUGCUGAACGAUUUUCUGUCUCAUCCCAGUCCAAACACACAAAGCGGCCCGUUCAGUGGACUGGAGGCCUUCAGAGAUGUGAAGAUUGAGGACACUUAUUUCGACAGAGAUGUGGAGAAAGCCUUUAUGAAGGCCAGCACAGAGCUGUUUGAGCAGAAAACAAAGGCAUCUCUCCUCAUAUCCAAUCAGAAUGGCAACAUGUACACGCCGUCAGUGUACGGCUGCCUGGCAUCGGUCCUCGCGCAACACACACCGCAUCAGUUGGCCGGUCAGAGAAUCGGUGUGUUUUCUUAUGGCUCAGGAUUCGCUGCUACGCUUUACUCCAUCAGAGUCACGCAAGAUGCUACACCUGGGUCUGCAUUAGAUAAGAUGGUGUCCAGUCUGUGUGACCUGAAGGCCAGGCUGGACUCUAGGAAACAGAUUUCGCCGGCUCUAUUCGCCGACAUCAUGAAAAUCCGAGAAGAAACUCACCAUUUAGCAAACUACGUCCCUCAGGGCUCUGUUGAUGACCUGAUCCCGGGCACAUGGUACCUCACACGGGUGGACGAGAAACAUCGCAGACAGUACGCCAGACGCUCUCUGAACGACGAUGGACCUCUGGAGGCAGGUCUGGUCCAUUCCAGCAUUACAUCAGAGCAUGUUCCCAGCCCGCUAAAGAAGAUACCCCGUAUCCCAACUACCACAGCUGGUACUGAGGUGGUCGUCAUUAGCAACGGGGAUCAUUGAGUUGACCUCUAUGAGGUGCACAUUUUGACAGUUUACGAUAAAGACACACGGUGCGAAAAAAGCAACAAGCUCCCCGGAACCGUCCUUGCCUUAUUUCGAGGCGAAUCAAUGAAUGGUAUUCAUCACAAAGCUUUUUAACUCUUCCAGGAUAGGAUUGGUUUGACUAUCACUGUGUUUUAGCUGACAGAGGCGAUUGCUAUUUUUUUUUGUAUGCGGAGAGGUGUUUCUCAACAGAAAUGUUCCCAUAAACUGUUGCUACGAAUGAUCUAUGCAGAAUCCUGAAUUGUGUCUUUGACUUUCAAAUCUGUUGGCAAUGCACAUGUUUGUUGGCAUGGAACUCAAUCUGAAAUGUAAAACAGAAAGUUUAAGAUUUUCAGGACCAUGAGGGGUGGUUAAAUGGACCCGGGAGCUGUCAGAAUACCUCAGUUUUGCUAUACCUUCUUUUAUCAAACACCUUGGCCAUGUCAGGGAAGUGUGUGCAUGGAUUACAUAUUAAUGAGCCAAACCUUGAAACGUUUUAUAGGUUUUUAUUAAACCGUAAUGAUUGUUCAGUUGCAGCAAAAUCUGACUUGUAUUAGAAAAGAAAUAGCACUUAUGUCAAGCGUAUGAGAAUGAUCUGUUGUUAGUGUUUAAUAACUUGUGUGUUCAGCAGUCACACAGAUUUUAGACAAGUUCUAGUGAAUAAACAAAGAGCCCGGACCACCAUUACAUUGGUAAAUCACAACUAUAUUCACAUGCUUGAUAUGCUGAGAAAUCUUUUGUGAUGUGGUUUAAAAUUAUCAAGUUAUGCUAUUGAUUCUUCCAAACUUCCCCUUUGGACACAGAUUCAUUCUCAGCUGUUGUUCAAUCCAUGGUUUUAUGUCAAGAUCGUAAAAAGGGAGUGUUUUGGGUCCACCUGCAAACCCAACUUAUUCCAAGUAUUUCAAAAGAAAAAUGAAUUCUAAAAACAAUAUACUCAUUUCUAAUCUGCUGCCUAGAAAAAGUGACUGUAUACUUGUAUCCUGAAACCACAUAUGUUUACACAAGGUUUCCCUGAUGUCAGUUAACAAUACCUGUUGUUGGUGAGUACAGCACUAACUUUAAAAUUAUUUAUAUUUUGUGAUAGACAAAAAUUGGUAUGUGAUCGGGUGUAUAUUGUAGAGAAUGACCUGCAUAAAUAGAGCAUCACACACUUGUAUAUGAUUAUCUAACAAAUCUAUAUGAAAUGAAAAUUAAAUGUUCAUGAUUU